This is a messenger RNA of Durio zibethinus, 463 nucleotides long. RefSeq names its product EPIDERMAL PATTERNING FACTOR-like protein 2. Gene Ontology annotation, biological process: guard cell differentiation; stomatal complex development. NCBI's taxonomy places the organism in Eukaryota, Viridiplantae, Streptophyta, Magnoliopsida, Malvales, Malvaceae. The record is from RefSeq and is a predicted model, not a curated record.
UCCCAUCCCGUAUCUCUCCUCCUUUAAGGUUUUGAACACCCACCAGCCCCUUCUCUCUUUGAGAAAAAUGAGCAGCGCUCCAAAUUCUGUUUGUUGCCACAGAAAUAGACACCUUAUUGUUUCCUUGCUUUUUCUUCUGGUUUCAAGCUUGACUCAAGUUAGAUUCAUAGCUGCAGAAGGAAGGUCUCUCUCCACGUUGCUUGAGGUUGCUCAGAAAGGAAUUGAAGAGGAGAAGACAUUGGUGAUGAGAAGUCUGCUCGGGUCGAGGCCACCAAGGUGCGAGAGAAGGUGCAGUUCCUGCCCGCACUGUGAGGCAAUUCAAGUUCCUGUCACAACACAAUCCCAAAACCCCCAAUUCUCAGCUGCAGUAUUCUCAACUGCUUACUCUAGAGGCGAUGACAUCUCCAACUACAAGCCCCUGAGUUGGAAAUGCAAGUGUGGGAACCAGAUUUUCAAUCCUUGA